AGAUCAAUUGUGCCGUGCUUAGACUAUCUAAAAGUUAAGUAUUUAAAAUUCAAAUAACACAAUAUAUAUUUUGGUAUAUGUUAGUGAAAAGAAAACGGCUUUAGAAUGUCUUUUGAUUUAAAUUAUAAGUGCUGGAUAGCUGCCACAAAAGAUAUCGGUCAACUGAUAAAAAAACAAAAUCGUUUAAAGUUAAUUAAUCCACCUGAAGAAAAAGCAAUAUCAUUUAAAAUAUUUUCCGAGCUCUAUGUGUUAUAUGUGGAACUUGUCAAUAAAUUAAGUUUCAUUUACUUCAACACAUUUCAAGUGCAGAAGCGACAAGUGGUUAAAACUCUCAUUGACAAUGCCACACAACAGUUGGUGCUACUCAAAGAUGAAUUAAAAGAAAUUGAGUUGAGCGAAUAUAUUUACAUUGACAAAGUAUUAAUUUCCAGAAAACUGACACCUCGUGAUCUAAUGAUAUGGAGGUCGCCGCAAUUUCUAUACCGUCGUCCGUUAGACAUUCAGAACAUAUUAACGGAAAACAAGUUGUAUAUGAAUAAUGAAGAAAAGGAAGAAAUGGAUGCAAAAAGCUGGAGUAAAGUUACCGAAGCAAUAGAACUUAUUCAGGCACAUGAGAGAGCUCGACGAGCUCGUGUAUAUAAGUCAAACCUAAAAUACGAUAAGAAGAAGUUCCUGGAAGUCCAUCAGAGGAAAAAAAUACACUAUAGAUUUACUUUUAAGCCAAAUCAAGCUAUGAGCAUUCCCGUUAAAAGGACUAUAUUUACCGCAGACUUUAUAAAAUCCGACGUGUCUUGUAAUGAUUUAAGAAGACGGGAUGAAAAUAUAGAAGACGCUCAUGACGAAUAUGAAAUGCGGAGAGUUUACGAAUUACGAAACGAAGCGGCGAGUAUAAUUCAAUCAUGUUGGAGAGACUACAAAGCAAAAAAGAUUAAUAGAAUAAAGCAACAAUUUAAAAAAGAAAUGUUAGGCACUAAAAAGCUACGGAAAUUAAAAAGGCCAAAUCAGUUUGAAAACUCGGUUCUCGAGAUGUAUAAGAAUGAGAAAAAGAAAGAGCAGCUUGACGAAGAAUUUGCAAAACUUAUUAUGGAUGAGCGAACACGUUUGCUUCAAAUGCGAACUCCAUGGAUGAUGGAAGAUAUUUCCGAUCAUAUUCGAGGUUGGUUUGAAGAAUUUUACACUAAAACGCUGAAUUUCCACCCCUAUCCGGAUCCUAUUAAAAAGGGUACAGUUUUAGUUGUCCUUGAUGAAACAAUGACACCAUUGGAAUUUCAAGAAACAAUUAAUAAGAAACCAAUGACAAAAGAGGAAAAGAAAAAAUUACUUGAUAAGAAGAGAGCGGAAAAAAGGAAAAUAAGGGAGAAAAUAAAAAAAAAGAAAAUAGCGGACGCUAAACGAAGAAAAAAAUUAAAAGACGCCGGAAUAAUUGAUGUUGGCUAUGUACUCGAAUCCAGCAAACCAAUUGCACAAAUAGAAGCUACGGUUAAGAAAUUUUCUAUUGAUUGGAGAAAUAUUGAUGAAUAUCUAAACAAGAAUCACGACCCGAUUAAAAGUUGGGUUACCGAAGAACAGUUAGUUACAAUACAUCAAGAAUUGCGGCAGUUGGUUGAUGAAUAUAUGCGGGUUGAAUAUGAAUUACUGAGAAAUGCUUUGGCUAUAGAUCAGAAGGUCCCUUAUAAGCCCAAAAACGUAAAAAGGGCUAAGCCGAAGAAAACGAAGAAGAAGAAAAAACCGGUUGACCCCACAGAAGACAGAACUCUCAGUUCAUUAUAUCAUGAACUUAAAGAUGCGACCGUUAUUGAAGAAGUUUCUCAUAAAAACUUUGAUGAAUUCAUAGCUGACUUUAAUUUUUUGGCAGAUGACACUAGAGAUGACAACAACUUAACCACUGUUGGCCCUGCAAAGGGAGAUAUCAAAAUGGUUAUACAGGAGAGUAUGUUGGGAAUGAGUGAGUUCGAUAUACCGAAGCCAAAGUCAAUUUUGCUUGUUGGACCACUAAACAGUGGAAAAAAAUUGCUGUGCAAUAUAAUUGCAUCUGAAUUGGAUGCUAUUUUUAUAAAUAUUAGUCCAGAAAAAGUUUAUAAGUACGCUGACGACCUAAAUAUGUUUUUACACAUCGUUAUGAAAGUAGCAAAGGCAUUUCAACCAACUAUAUUGUUCAUUGAAGAAGCUCACCGCGUCUUUUUUAAAAAAGUUCCGCCUGAUCAAAAGCCUAUCAAGCCAACACUCCUCGGUCCGCAUAUUCUUAAGAAAAUCUUAAGGCCAAUCAAGAAGACUGACAAAAUUGUGCUUCUCGGCACAAGUAACAUGCCGUGGGCUGCCAAACCCCCUCUCAAAAAAGCUUUUCAAAAAAUUAUGCUUAUUUCGAAAUGCGAUUAUGGUACUAGCCUGCUGCUUUGGUUAGAACUGAUGACAGAAAAUGCGCCUGAUGAUUUAGAAAGCUAUACAUACUCAGCACUUGCGAAAACUUUACAAGCGUAUAACUCUGGUGACAUAGCUAACAAUAUAGCCGACACAUUAAAUGUGGAAAGAAAAAUGCGGCUUAGAUCUGAGGCCUUAGACCCAAGGGAGUUUUUGGAAUAUUUUUUGACUGUAAGAGAUCCGCCAAAGUUCCCACUCGAACAAAAGAUUGUGGAGAAAAUGAAUAAAUGGUUUGGAAGAUCAGAUAAAUUCCAGAAAAUAAGAAACAGUAUGGCCUUGAAGGCAGCUAAAAAAAAAUAAAUAAAACUUAUAGAAUUUUCGCAAUUAAUAUAUGAAA
Drosophila grimshawi is the source of this 2755-nucleotide messenger RNA. RefSeq names its product IQ and AAA domain-containing protein 1-like. NCBI's taxonomy places the organism in Eukaryota, Metazoa, Arthropoda, Insecta, Diptera, Drosophilidae. The coding region runs from base 106 to 2718 and encodes 870 amino acids. The transcript has 8 exons. Gene Ontology annotation, molecular function: protein binding; ATP binding; ATP hydrolysis activity. The record is from RefSeq and is a predicted model, not a curated record.